AUGGCUGGCUCGGGUACUGGCGGAGACCACGCAAAUUAUGGUGGCUCAACUGAUGGGAACCCGGCGGCGGCGGCGGCGGCGGCGGCCGCAGGCCAGUGUGCAGUACGGGAGCAGGACAGGUUCAUGCCAAUUGCCAACGUGAUCCGUAUCAUGCGGAAGGUGCUGCCAACCCAUGCCAAGAUCUCUGAUGAUGCCAAGGAGACGAUCCAGGAAUGCGUGUCGGAGUACAUCAGCUUCAUCACCAGCGAGGCCAACGAGCGGUGCCAGCGGGAGCAGCGCAAGACCAUCACCGCGGAGGAUGUCCUCUGGGCCAUGAGCAAGCUCGGCUUCGACGACUACAUCGAGCCUCUCAGCCUCUACCUCCAGCGCUACCGUGAGCUCGAAGGCGACCACCGCGGCUCCAUCCGUGGGGAGCCCUUGCCUAUCAUCAAACAUCGCAGCCCCAACCCAUCCGCCGAUGUCGUCGGGGCCCCGCCACUCUUUGCGCCGCCGCCGCCGCCGCCACCUCCGAGCUUUGUUGUCCCACCACCUUCUGGCCCCCCUCACCUCAACCAUCUCUAUGGUGACGGUGCAGGCGGCUAUUACUAUGGGAUGUAUGGUGGCGGAGAUGGGUCAGGGGCAAGCACAUCCCAGCAGGAUCCACCGAUGCCUGGCUUCAACCAUUCCUAUGCUCCCUACAAGCAGUAAAACUAGCUAGUAUAUACGUCCCGGAAUGUAACGGUAGCAUGUAGGAGGCAUCUAAGCGGA
Molecule: messenger RNA, 747 nt
Organism: Phoenix dactylifera (date palm)
Lineage: Eukaryota; Viridiplantae; Streptophyta; Magnoliopsida; Arecales; Arecaceae
Source: RefSeq, a predicted model, not a curated record